AUGGCAAGUCGUUGGAAUUGGAUGAAACUGUCAACUGAGUUAUUUCUUGCAGGUAAAACAAUUCUAAAACAAUUUCGAUCAUCUUUAAACGAUAAUUCGGAUGAUAUUCAUGCUAAAUUGAUGUCUCGUUAUGACGAGGCACCAGAUUGGUGGUAUACAAUUUUAUUUGCUGUUGCGUUUACUCUAGCUACUAUUGUUUGUCAUUUCGGGGACUUGAUGCCUUGGUAUCAUAUGUUUACUGCUGUUACAAUUGCAUUUGUUUUUGUAUUACCAACGGGAAUCGUUCAAGCAGUUACUAAUCAAUCAAUCGAACUCAGUCCGAUUACUGAACUUAUUGCUGGCUUUCUUAUGCCUGGUAAACCAAUAGCAAAUGUUACAUUUAAAACUUACGGAUCUAUAACACACCAUCAAGCUUUAUCGCUCAUUUCGGAUUUAAAAUUUGGACAUUAUAUGAAGAUUCCGCCACGUGCAAUAUUUGUUACUCAAUUAACGAGUACAGUCGUAGCUGGUGUUGUCAACUAUGUAUCAGCUGUCUAUCUCAUGGAUACUGUUCCACAUAUUUGUACAUUAGAAAAUCCUAAUUGGAAAUGUCCCAAAGCUAAUGUAUUCUACAGUGCAUCAAUUAUAUGGGGAGCAAUUGGACCCGCAAAAAUACUUGGCACAAGAUCACUUUAUUCACCACUAUUGUUGGGCUUUCUUGCUGGCGCACUACUUCCAAUUCCAACUUGGCUUCUCACGAAAAAAUAUCCUAAAACUAAGUGGCUUAAAUACAUACAUUUUCCUAUCAUGUUAUCUGCUACGGCUAUUAUACCACCAGCUUCACCUGGUAACUAUCCAUCAUGGCUUAUGGUUGGCUUUCUUUUUAAUUGCAUUUUACUUCGAUGUGCACGAUCAUGGUGGAAGCGAUAUGCAUAUGUCUUUUCAGCAGCAAUGGAUUGUGGAGUAGGCUUUAGUAUACUGGCCAUCUUUUUUGUAUUCCAAAACAAUGGCAUAUAUUUUCCAAGAUGGUGGGGAAGUGGUGGACCCACAGGAGAUGGAUGUCCUUUAUCGUAUGCAAAUUUUUCUGGUAUCAUUCCAACAGAACGUCCUAUGCUGACGAGCUAG
Adineta ricciae is the source of this 1104-nucleotide messenger RNA. The record is from the annotation of a GenBank genome assembly. NCBI's taxonomy places the organism in Eukaryota, Metazoa, Rotifera, Eurotatoria, Adinetida, Adinetidae.